Aphidius gifuensis is the source of this 3263-nucleotide messenger RNA. It is a transcript of the gene ova, whose product is annotated as BEACH domain-containing protein lvsE. NCBI's taxonomy places the organism in Eukaryota, Metazoa, Arthropoda, Insecta, Hymenoptera, Braconidae. The record is from RefSeq and is a predicted model, not a curated record. Bases 593 to 2650 code for a protein of 685 amino acids. The transcript has 8 exons.
CUUAAAAAUUAAAAUCAAUUAUAAUUUGCACAAAAAAAAUAUAGUAAAUUGCAAAUUAGAUUAAUAUUAAAUAAGGAUAAUAAUAAUUUUAUAAAAUUAAUAUUAAAUUAUAUAUAAAAUAAUAAUGAAUAUGUGAAAAAUUGGUGUAAAUAGACGUGGUCAUUGUGUGUGUCAGAGAGGGGGGAGGGUAGCGCGCUUUUUUCUCGACGCCAUUUUAUGGUCAGUCUAUCAUGAACCGUGUGUUAUGUGAGUGUGUAAAUUUAGCUUUUGGCGACACUGACUGUUAAGAUAUUAGUGCACGCAGAAGUGGGAGCUGUCAAUUAUCAAGGCCCUUUUUUUUUUUUUUUUUUUUCCCAAUACGUAAAAGUGUAGUAUUGAAUUAUUCCCAAAAAACGAAAAUAAAAAGUCAUUUAUGCUGACACUGAAAAAUUAUAUGUGUAUGGAUCCAAAAAUUUGUUGGAAACAUCAGCGUGACAGCUUAGGAAAAAAAAAUAAAAAUAAAAUAUACAAAAAAAAUAAUAUGGGAGUAUUAUUGCUACGUAUUCUAUAAUAAAAAUAAAAUAAUUUAAAUGAGAACAAUGUUGGAAAAAAAAUGAGGUUCUCUGCUGUUCAGGAGGAUGGCUAUGGGGUAGGAUUGGGACAAGAGCAUGUCCCAAAUAAUAAUGUUGAUGAUAUCAUGAUGGCUGCCACUGGUGGUAUUGUAUCAGAUAGCGAAAAUAUUGUUGACGAAUGUUCUAUGACCUACAAUUUACCGCUAUUAUUUGCCAGUGGAUAUCCUUCAUCACUUGACAAAAUAUCUGUGCCAGAAUUGGAAAAAUUCAUAACAUUUAUGGUGCAAUGUUCAUAUGGUGGUCCAAAUGCUCCAACAUUGAGUCGUGUACCACCAUGGUGGCCUGAAGAAAUUCAGUACUCAAUUCCAUUUAUCAGACCUUCAAAAGUCAGCAACGAAUGGCUGAUAAACUUAAAAAAAUUAGUAUCUAGAUGUUAUACGUAUCAUAGCAGUGAAUAUUUAUUACGUUUCUGUAAAUACCUCGCUCAAUAUCCAAGAGAAAAGCUUCGCUAUGUCAAUAAUUGGGACUCGACAACAAGUCUUUACCACAAAAGUACUGGAAAAUUACUGGCAACAUUUCGUAAUGAAAAUAUGGAUUAUGACAAGGUUGUUGAAAGUCCCAGACGUUCAUUAUUACCACCAAAUGGGGCUACAUCAAAUUUACAAAAUAAAAAAUCAAAAACAAAAGAAAGAAGACAAGUUGAUGGACCAUCUCUUGUUGUUAUACAACCUGAGCCUUCUCAACAUGAAAUUUAUCUGUGUGAUAAUUGUGAUGCUGAAUUUGAAGAGCUCGAUCAGAUGAAGGAUCAUGAAAAAAUAUGCAGUGUUCCAGUACAAAAUGAUGUUAAUUCAAGGCCAGUAACACCAUGUGAUAUAGUUACUGAAUUGAGUCAAAAUAAAUUUUUAGAUUACUUUAAAUUAUUUGGUGGGAAUGAGGUGUUAAAUGUUGCUUCAUCAUCAUCAUCAUCAUCAUCAUUAUCAUUACCACCAUCAUUGGUGUCAACGACAACAAAUUCAACAACAACAACAAUUAAUACAAAUUCAAAUUCAAUUUCACAUGUAUCAAAAUGUAUUGCUGGAUCAACAAGAUCAUCAAGAAGAACAAGAACAACUGUUAAUUUAGCACGUUGUCCAGCAAUACCAUUUUCAUCACCAGCUGGUCUUGCAAUGCUUAAAAAAUCACGUGUCUUAACUGAUGAUAUAAAACUUGAAAAGCUUGAACGUAUUGAAAAACACACUAUUGCACCAGCAUUAAAUAAUGUAUGCAGACCAAAAUGGUUAAAUAGACCUAAAGUAUACAGUCGUUGGAGUGUAACAUACAAACCAAAUCGUGAAAAACCACAACGUAAUUAUACUCAUAAAUACACAUUUGGUGCAUUUAAACGAAAAAAAUUUGAAUUAAACAUACGAUCACAAAUACUUUAUGUAUCUUGUCAAAAUUUAUAUAUACAUCUUGACAUUUUAACAACUGAUGAAUUAGAAGACUUGAAACAAAAUCCAUGGAAAUAUCGUAGUCCAGUACCAAAAUAUAUACCAAAUUAUCGUCGUGAAAAUUUAAUUAAAAAUAUCAUUCAACCAUCAACAAUAACAGGUAUAAAACGUAAAAAUUUAUUACAUCCACCAGCACCAUCAUCAAUACAAAAAAAACGUAUGAAAUUAAAAAAUAAUAAUAAUAAUAAUGAUAAUAAUUAUAAUAAAAAUUUAAUAAAAAAUAUAAAUGAAAAAGAUAAAUCAUGUCAACGAAAUUCAGAGCCAUCAACAAUAGUAUUAGUUGAUCUUUGUUCAUCAGAUGAUGAUGAUAAUACUCCAAUAAUAGUAUUGUCUGAUGAAAAUCGUGAUCCAGCUGUUAAUAAUUCAUCGAAAUUAAAUUUUUUUCGUAAUGUUACAUCACAAACAAAUAAUAAUAGUAAUAAUAAUAAUAAUAAUAAUAGUAAUAAAUUUAGACAAAAAUCACUUGGUAAUUUUACAUCUGGACCAGAUUGGUUGUGUGAUAAUUUAUUAAAUGAUGACAAUGAUAAAUGUACGACAAAUGUCAAGUGUCUUGGUAAUUCAAUUGAUUCAUCAAAUACAUUUUCAUCUGUACUCAAACAAACUCCAUGAAAAUAAUAUUAUAAACAAUAUAUAUAUAUAUUUACAUAUAUAUAUAUUUAUAAAUAAUCAUUGUGGGAGAAGAAAAAGGACUAAAUAAAAUUAUUAAAAAUAAAAAAACAAAUUAAAUCAAUUAGUGGGUAUUGUGAUGCAGUUUAUACUGCUGGAAAAUUCUGCUAAUGGAUUUUUUCAUAUUUUUCUAGAACGACUAUUUACUAUUACUUUUUUUUUUUUUCUUUAUAUUUUUUAUUGUUGAAAAUCAAAAAUGACAUACGUAUUUUUGUUGCACUUGAACACAGUGCACAUGUUGAACUUAAAAUAAUUCUUAAAUAUUUAGUUUAAUUUACAAAAUACAGACUGUUUUUUUUUUUUCAUUUUUUUUUUUUUUUAUAAUUUGUUUAUUUAAUUUAAUUUUAAGGUAAAGUUUAAUUUAUAGAGAAGAACAACUUGAUGUUAUUAUUAUUGUUAGAAUCAUUAUGAGCAUGUUUUAUUAUUAACUCAUUGUUUAGACGAAAAAAAAAAGGGGAAAUUCUGUCAUCGAAUUCAACGAAUGUCAUGUAUUUAUAUCAAUGUCAUCAAAUGUGUAUUUAUAAUAAUUAAUUCAUUGAUAUUAUUAACGAUUUAU